AUGCCUCUCACUGCGUCUGGGAUUCGGGUGAUGAUGCGGCACCUCGCGGAGGUCCGUGCGACCCCGCUGGAUAGCAUUCAUGUCCACCCCUCCGAGGAUUUGAGUCUCCUUCGCUUUGACCUGGACGGCCCGGAGGGCACCCCCUUUUCCGAAGGCCGCUUUCUUGUCACCCUGAGCUUUGACGAGCACUACCCCGAGAUCCCCCCGAAGGCCCACUUCCGUAACAAAAUCUUCCACCCCAACGUCUCGGAGCGCGGGGAGAUCUGUGUGAACGCGUUACAGAAGGACUGGGCCCCCCACCUCGGCCUCCCCCGCGUCCUACUGGUGAUUCGCUGUCUGCUGGUGGAGCCGAACCCGGCAAGCGCCCUCAAUGAAGAGGCCGGAAGACUGCUGAGGGAGGACUACGCCGCUUACGAGCGGAAAGCGCGGAUGUUCACACGGCUUUACGCCCAGCGCCCGGCCGGGGUCCCCCGGUUGAACUACCCCCCUCGGAAAGAAGAACCCCUCCCAUCAAGAUCGACCGAGGCGCCCGUUCGGGCUUUAGCGGAUCCUAACAAUUGGGGGAAGGGAAGAGGGACUUCGGAGGACUGUGCUUCCAAUCCACAAGACGAGUCCGCGACGCAUCGCGCUACAACGAUGACGACUAGGGCUACCAUCUCUGGGGAUGGCUCACUUCCGGGUGAAUUCGACACCGAAUCAUCCCAUCCACUUCGGAGUUUGGAGGGCAAUAAUGCAUAUUUCGCGAGCGGGAAGGUAAAGGAUGAUGAUCUGAAGACUGGUAGUGUGAAUGUAAUGGUUCGAGGGGCUGGUGUACAUGGCGAAGCAGGCUGUAAUAAAAGUUCUAUGAUCGAGCUGCAUGCUUCUAAAGCCGCGCAGAAGAAAAUAAUAGAUAAGAAAAAAGCUGCUUUAAGGAGGAUUUAA
Phytomonas sp. Hart1 is the source of this 921-nucleotide messenger RNA. The record is from the annotation of a GenBank genome assembly. NCBI's taxonomy places the organism in Eukaryota, Euglenozoa, Kinetoplastea, Trypanosomatida, Trypanosomatidae.